UGGGUUAGUCUUUCGCUAUCAGCGCACGAUAGUGUCACGUAACUAAACCAAAUGUCUCGACAAUUUUUAUAAUAAUUAAAUUGUCUAUUAUAAAUAAAAAAAAAUUGUAAUAAAAAUUAUGUUUAAAAAAUAUUUAAACAGUAAUAAAUUUAAUAUAUCAUUAGAAAAAAGUUAAAUUUAUUUUUUCAUUUUAAUUAAUUUAAUAAUUAAACAAGUGUUUUGAACAUAGUGUGAAGAGAAAAAAAAAACCAGUGAUUAAGUUUAUUGUUGUUAACGAAACUAUUUAAAUAGAUAAAAAAAAAAAUUGAAAAAAAUUAGACUGUGCAUAUUUUAAAAAGUGGAAUACAUACUUGAGUUAACUUUCAUCAACCACUUGAUGGUUAACUCUAAUAUUACAUUGCCAACUUUAAAUUGUAGUUCUUCAUUCACGAAAAUAAUUUUAUUUUAAAUUACAAAAUUUAAUUAUUAAAUUGGAAAUGUUAUAUAAAUCAAUGGCAAACAACGUGCAAUGCUUGAGAGUUGAAUGAUAACUACAAUUGUGGAUUGUACAUAAAAAAAAAAAAAAAAAACAAAUUUAUACAUUAUGAAGAUAGUAUUUAUACCAUUGAUUCUCAUCAUCGAGAUUCAUCUACUCUUAACAGAAUGCCAGGGAAAACAACAAAAAGAAUCAAGUGCCAAUAAUGCAGUAGCAACAAUUAAUAGUGAUAAUAUAGCUGAUGAAAUUUUGAUUGGACCUGUCAAAGAGGUUACAGCUCAAAAAGGUGGAACUGCUGCAUUACCAUGUAAAGUCAUGGAUUCAGGUGGUGGAAUUGUUACUUGGGUCAGAAGAAGAGAUAGACAAUUAUUGACUGUUGGAAUGAAUACUCAUUCAGUAGAUAAUCGAUUUAUGAUACGUACAUCUGAUUGGUCGUUACUAAUUCGACAUGUCAAUCUUGAGGAUGCUGGACUUUACGAGUGUCAGGUUGCUACUUAUCCAGUACAACAAAAUUUUGCAAAAUUAACAGUUAUUGAAGCAUAUUCAGUGAUUCCUGGUGGUCCAGAUCUUCAUGUUAAACAAGGCUCAAGUUUACAACUUGAGUGUCAUUUAAUAGCUGCCACUGAACCACCAAUAUUUGUAUUUUGGUAUCAACAAGGUCGUAUGAUUAAUUAUGAUGCUGAUCCAGCUGUUAAUAUACAAUUAACUAAAAAUGGUUCAAUUUUAAAAGUUGAAAAAACUAAAAUGAGCCAUGGUGGUAAUUAUACAUGUGUUCCAAGUAAUGCCAAAUUUGCAUCAGUCAUGAUUCACGUUAUUGAGGAAGAAGAGAAACCAGCAGCAAUGCACGGUGGUGACAGAAGGAAUCCAAGUCCAGCAAUUUUAGCUAGUAAUUUUCUCGCUUCUUUCCUGGCAGCUGUCAGCUGGAGGAUACCAAGUUUUUCAAAUCUCUAUCCAACGUGAAUUGGCCAUCAUCAUAAUGUCUGAGUCGUGUGCGGCCGGAAGCUCAAGCCUCAUCAUCCCUUUCCAGCUAUUCUCUCAUCACUUUUAUCCUCGAGAACCUUUAUAUCACCCAUCAUCCAACCACCAUUACACUGUAAACUUUUGACCGGAUGGACAUAGCUGACGGCCAUUAUAGACAAAUUUGUAUCAACAACUCUUGUUUGCUGAAAGCUUUUUUUUUUUUUUUUCAUAACGACUGAUUGACCGACUUUAUUUAUAUAUAUAUAUAUAUUUAAAAAUACUCAUUAAAUUGUACUUUUCAUUAAAUUUAAUUUUCUUCACACUUUGUUAUUCAGUGUGUCAAAAAUAAAAAUAAAAAAUAUUAUAAUAAUUGUGUGCAUAAUUGAAUGUUGAGAAUGAAAAAAAAAAUAAAAUAAAAAAAAAAUAGUUUAAUAAUAUUAAUAAUAAAUAUUGAAUACAAUGAAUAUAUUAUUAUAAAUUAAAAUUAAUAAAAAUAAUUUGAAAAUACAAUAAUAUAUUUAAAAAAUUAAUUAAAAAGAAAUCAAGUAAAUAUGAAAUUUGUAAAUUAAAUUAUGAAAAAAGGAAAAAAAAAAAAAGAGAACAAAUAUUAAAUUAUAUAAUUGAGUUAAAUAAUAUUUGUGUUAAUCAAGAGACUUAAAUUUAAUCGAUAAUUUAUUAUGACAAAUUUACUUGUAAAAGAAAAAAAAUUUUUAAAAAUUAAACGGGACAGGGAAAACGUUGAACGCGUGCAACUAAUAAUUAUCCUCGACGAAGGGAAGCUUUCCAAAGGAGCAUGUAAUUUUAUAAUAAAAUUGUGAGUUGUCCCGGGGGUCAUACUUGACGACCUUUUACCUCAACUUCUCACAUUGACGACCUCAGUUCUUUUUCAUGAUAAGACACCGGGUAAUUACCUUACAAAUCUUGACAAACUUCAAGUAAUCGACUUUCUUUUUUUAUAUAUAUAUAUUUUUUUUUCUCCAUUUUUAUUCAGUUACGCGUCCCGGCUCUUAUUAUCAGAAUAUUUUUUCAUUCGCUCCAAAUUAAAGACAAAGAGAAUUUAAAAAGAUAAAAAAAAAAAAAGGAAAACUUCUUUUCGUUGAUGCUCUGAAAUAGACACUAUGUGAAUAUUAUAAAUUUAAGAUUAAAAAAUAAAAAAGUAUUUGACUAAACUAUAAGUAUAAAAAAAAAUUGUCUCCAUUUUAUGUACAAC
Messenger RNA from Aphidius gifuensis, 2645 nucleotides. Its product is annotated as neural cell adhesion molecule 2-like. Gene Ontology annotation, cellular component: neuron projection membrane. The transcript has 6 exons. Gene Ontology annotation, biological process: synapse organization. Bases 584 to 1435 code for a protein of 283 amino acids. The record is from RefSeq and is a predicted model, not a curated record. Lineage: Eukaryota; Metazoa; Arthropoda; Insecta; Hymenoptera; Braconidae.